Esox lucius (northern pike) is the source of this 2751-nucleotide messenger RNA. RefSeq names its product mitochondrial ribosomal protein L27 (gene mrpl27). The record is from RefSeq and is a predicted model, not a curated record. Gene Ontology annotation, biological process: translation. Bases 86 to 529 code for a protein of 147 amino acids. Gene Ontology annotation, molecular function: structural constituent of ribosome. Gene Ontology annotation, cellular component: ribosome; mitochondrial large ribosomal subunit. The transcript is spliced from 4 exons. Lineage: Eukaryota; Metazoa; Chordata; Actinopteri; Esociformes; Esocidae.
UCUCACUCCGGUACAGUAGGUGGCAGUAUAUGCACCUUUCGUAUGGUUGCAAUCCGCCAACAAAGUUGAUGUCACAUUAUCCAAGAUGGCUGCGCUCACGCCCUUGAUGUUCAAGUCCAGAGCAGGUCUUCUGCUCCCUUGCCAGUCCUUUCUGGUGGACUGGGUACGGUUCGCAUCCAAGAAGGCAGGUGGUAGCAGCAAGAACCUUGGAGGAAAGAGCCCUGGUCGCAGAUAUGGAUUCAAGAAAACAGAUGGAAACUUUGUCCAUGCUGGCAACAUCUUAGCAACACAGAGGCUAAUGCGGUGGCAACCAGGGGCGCAUGUUGGGAUUGGAACCAACAACACCCUGUACGCCUUACAGGACGGUGUUGUCAGGUACACUAAGGAGGUGUAUAUUCCACCUCCACGCAGCUCUGAGACCAUCAAGGUCAUUACCAAGCUGCCUAAAGGAACUGUUCUCUACAAGACCUUCAUCAACAUAGUGCCCAUCAAACAGGAGGGCAAAUUCAGACUGGUUGGUCUGUUAUAAGGACUGACAAGUUAUUUCUAUUGUGGUUGGAGGAAGCUACGGACUUGACGGUUUGAGAAGGAUUAUGGAAGUUUUGAAGAAAAUCCUCAAAAAAAGUUGCGUGUUGAUGUGGUGACUGUUGACAUUGAUAUUGCCCUCUUGGAAAUGUGACCUUGGUUGAAGGUUUUAUCAUCAGUCUUCUACAUAACUUGUUGUGCUACAGGAAAAUGAACCACAUUUGUCCAAUGCGGUUCAUAUCAUGACAUCAGCAGUUGGUUGUUGGCAUUUUAAGACUAGUGAAGGAAACACUUUCCAGCAUAUCUAAAAGUAUUUAAUAUUUGUGGGAAAUUGUGUUAUUGAGGAAAAUACCUGUCUCUGGUAAGCAAAAAUGAAACCACCCCUUUCAAGUUUGAAUGUUGUCCUUAUUUUUUAUAAUUACUACAAGAUCUCUCAAGUUUCAACAAUUUGGAUGUUAUCCCUGUUUCCUAAACAGUCUAUACAUAUAAAAUACCAGUUAAAAGUUUGGACACAUACUCAUUCAAGGACAUUGUAGAACAAUAGCAAAGACAUCAAAAUUAUGAAAUAACUAACUCAUGAAGAUUAUUGAGGGAAUGACAUGCAAAGCAGUAAUCAAGGCAAAGGGUAGCUACUUUUUUGGGUCACUACGUGAUUCUGUGUCAUUAGGCUGUGAUGCAUCAUGGUUAAUAGAUCUUAGGGGUGGUAUAUUGGCCAUAUACCACACUCAAUUGUGCCUAAUUGCCUACAUGCCACACAGUAUUCAGGAUUCAAACCACCCGGUUUGUAAGUAAGCAAUAAGGUAUGAGAUUGUGGCAUAUGGCCAAUAAACCAUGGCUAACGCCUUGCGUCCACCGACUGCCUCAUUGCAUUACCACGGAAGUCAUUCAUCUUCAGUAGAGCAGCCUGAAACAAUGCGUUGGGAAUGUUACGCCUGAUGUCCACCAGAUACAUCAACAUUUACGCCUUGGCCAGACCAGAUCCACCAAUUGUGUUGUGAAUGCAUCGUUUUUGUUGCAAGCCCUUUCCAUAUCGCCUGCAUUAUCUUUUGAUUUAAGACACAUCUAUAAAUAGAGGCUAAUAUGUGAGGUCCCCGGUUAUCCUGCCCUUUUUGAUUUGUCAGACGAUAUUUAUAGAGAUAUUAAUGCUACAAAUAAUGCAUGGAGGAAGAUUUCAUGCGAUUAUCGGCUACCAGCUCAGUAACUUUAACAUGUUGGCUAUACAAAAGUUCUGAACGUUUUAUGUAAGCAACUGCACGCUUCUCAGCUCGUAUGCCUGCCACUUGAGGAUAACUUGCUAGGUACAUAUAAAAUCUGUUCUAGCUACAAACUGUAUAUAGUUUGUAGAGCAAUGUAUUUGGCAGAUUUCUUUUCGUUUUAGUCAUUACAAUUAUAAUUAUGUAGGCCAUACUUUUUACACAUAAUAUUUCAUAUAUUUACAAAUAUAUUGACUUAAUUCCGGUCUGACAAUGCUUUUUGGAGGAGAUAAGAUGCAUUAUUUAUUCAUAAAUGGACAGUUUCAUGCAACACCCGAAACGCGACGCAUCCGCAAAGGGUACAUAAAGUGCUGAGUGUCUUUGCGUCAUAACGCACAUGUUCAUUGGAAAUGACUGAACUUCCGUUGUUACGCAUAUGCAUGACGGAUUUGGUCUGGCCAAGGCUUUUUAUAUAUAUAUUUUUUUUUUUAUUGAAAAUAUCAAAAUUCACAAACAAACAUGGCGGCAUAAAUUCGGUUCUUCAGAAUAGGAUACAGAGAAGAUAUAGCCAUAGGGAACAGCUCUUAAUACAGUAACAAAAAUAGAGAUGUUUUAUAAAAGGCAAGUGAGAAAUAGAAAAAAAUAUAUAUAAAUAAAUAAAUAAUAAUACCAUAACACAAGGGGAGAAUAAAUUCAUUGUUCAACUAUUUACCUCCGUUGGGAAGUGUUUUAGGGUAUCAUAUAUGUUUUGUGCUUUAGGACCUUUCAGAGUUUUUAAGGACUUCAUAUACAGUUUAAAUUCAUUUAAAAAAAACAAUAGAUUUGGGAGACGAUUUCACAGUUCUACAUUUGUGAAUAAAAAAUUUUGCUAGACAUACAAUUGUAUUAGAACAGAUCUCAUCACCCUUAUUUUGCAACACUAAUCCGAAUGUUAUGUCGUCACAGGAAAUAGUGGUUGGGAAUGAAGAUAUCUGUUGCUUAAUCCAUUUAUGUAUAUCACACCAAAAUGUCUGUAUCACAUUAAAUGAGAAAA